UGGCGGAAUGGCCAGCAUGUGUGAUGGAAGUUUUCUAAGCAGACUCCAAUUAGUUGGCGAUUGAACUUGGAAUUGGAAUGAUGAAGUUUUCUUUGGUUUUCCUGCUGGCCUGGAGCUGUGUUUUCCUCAGCGGCACUAGCACAUAUCGGAUUAGAAAGACUGACAUAGGCUUGAAAUCUUUGGAGGAGCUAAUCUUGAUUAGAAGGACCUUGAACAGGCAGGCUCUGAGGCUCAGGGGAUUGGAGAUAAACCUCCACCAUGUGCUCAGCAAAGUGGUCUUCCUCUCCGAUGCGGACAUACAUGCUCCGGGGAGGUUCUCCUCCAGAGCAGAUCCUUUGACAGAGCUAUCGGAGCGCCUGAACGUACUGCUCAAGCGACUGAGUCAGGAGGAGCAAGUGUGUCAGGAACGGAGCUCGAGGCCUCUGGAAACUUCCCUAAACCAGACCUUACAAAAGGACAUCCCGAAAGUUGAUUUCUACCAGCCCGCCAAAUCGGAUUGCUAUGAACUGGACGAAGCUGUGCGGGUGGAUGGCGUCUAUAGGUUUCUGGUUCCCGAGCGCAACGAAGUCCAGCGCGAUUUGCACGAGCGUUACUGCGCCUUCGCCACCGAUGGCCCCGCCUGGACGGUGAUCCAGAACAGAGCUGGCUCCUUCGAUCCCAUCGAGAACUUCAAUCGCACCUGGGACGAGUACCGCGCGGGUUUCGGCAACUUGUCCCGGGAUUUCUGGUUUGGCAACGAGUUCACGCACAAGAUUCUCUACCGCGACGAUCAUGAGUUGAGAGUGGAGCUGCGCGAGGAGGAGGUGGAUCAGUCACCGGUAGACUGGGCGGAGUAUUCCAUUGUCCGACUGGACAGCGAGCGCUACAACUACCAGCUUACGGUGGAAGGUGACUUCCGGGGUUCGCUGCCAGAUGCUCUGGGGCAGCUCAAUGGGACGGAAUUCAGCACACACGAUCGGCGGAGGAACGGGGAUCUUGGGACCUCUGGGGAUUCCACCUGUGCCGAGCAGUAUGGCGGCGGUUGGUGGUUCAACGGCUGCACCCAGUCCAAUCUGAACGGAGAACUUGGUGUCCACCAGAGAGCAAGUCCAGCCGUCAUCUGGUCGAACUGGCGCACGGGUACCGGGAAACCGAAAAACUCGCGCAUGAUGAUACGACCCGUGAACCCGGUACCGGGGGGCUACUUCUACGAGGACUAGGAGGCGGGCAGGAUAGCUGGGAAUUUAAAUAGCAAUCAGUAAAUGUUGCUCGUACUCCAGCAAAUUGAACGUUACCGAUAGGUGGCCCUGCAAAUAAACGUUACCGAUAGGUAUCGAAUC
This is a messenger RNA of Drosophila biarmipes, 1319 nucleotides long. RefSeq names its product techylectin-5B. Bases 78 to 1199 code for a protein of 373 amino acids. Lineage: Eukaryota; Metazoa; Arthropoda; Insecta; Diptera; Drosophilidae. The record is from RefSeq and is a predicted model, not a curated record. The transcript has 3 exons.